GCUAGAUGCGGGAGCUGUCUCCUCUAGGUCGUUUGCCCUUAACACGACGGUUGGGUUACUAGUUUAUGCGUUUGUCUGUCUGUAACAAACAGCAUGUGUAUUAAAUACAAUGGGUAAAAAAACUAAUAAGCAGAAACUCAGUUUUCCCGAAGUUCAGGGAUGGGUACCGUAUAAAGCUUUUUCAGCAAAAAAAAAAAAUGAUGAAAUCACAGAGUCACAGUAUGUAGAAGUUCCAAAAGAUUGGAAGGAGCCAAAGUUCAAUCCUGAGGAUAAUCCACACGGGAGAUUGUUCGCUUCUUCAUCAUACACAACUCUCUUUCCAAAAUAUCGUGAAAAGUACUUGAGUGAGAUUUGGCCAGCCUUAAAAAGAAUAAUGAUGGAACAUCAUAUUCGAGUAGAAAUAGAUUUAGCUGAAAGUACUAUGGAAGUUCGAACAACUCCAAAAACUUUUGAUCCUUUUAUCAUUCUGAAAGCUAGAGAUGUUAUACGCCUGUUAGCUCGUUCUGUUCCUAUGGAACAAGCUAUUCGUGUUCUGGAUGAUGAAACAUUUGCAGAUACUAUUGAAAUUAAUUUGACUAAUCGUGAGCGUUUUGUUAAACGACGUAAUCGGCUUAUUGGUCAUGAUGGUGAAACAUUGAAAGCUUUAGAAUUGUCUACUAAUUGUUAUAUUGUUGUUCAAGGAAAAACUGUUUCUGUGGUUGGUCGAUAUAAUGAUUUAAAGGAGGUACGUAAAAUUGUUCAAGGUUGUAUCUAUGACAAUAUACAUCCAGCUUAUUCUAUAAAACGAUUACUUAUUAUAAAAAAACUUUCAAUGGAUCCUACAAAACAAAAUAUUUCAUGGGAUCGAUUUUUGCCUAAAAUGAAAAAGAAAGUACUUAGUCGACGUAGAAAACCGCAUAAACUACGUAAGAAAAAAGAGUACAAUCCAUUCCCACCACCACCUGUUCAAUCGAAAAUUGACAUUGAGCUAGAAAAAGGUACAUACUUUUUAGCUGAAGCUGAACGUAAACGAUUAAAAGUUGAGUCAACCAUCGCUAAAUCAAAUAAAAUAUCAAAAGAACGACAAAAAGCUAAACGUACUGCUGCACUUAUUCCACCCAGUGAUGAAUGUAACACUAAUGAUAAUCAACAUCAGAAAGCGAAAAAAAUCAAAUUUAAUGAUGAGUAAAAACUAUGGAUUUCUUGUAUAUUUCUUGAAUUUGUAAAUACUAUCAAUAUACAUAUAUAUUCAGCAAGAUAAUGA
Molecule: messenger RNA, 1243 nt
Organism: Schistosoma turkestanicum
Lineage: Eukaryota; Metazoa; Platyhelminthes; Trematoda; Strigeidida; Schistosomatidae
Source: the annotation of a GenBank genome assembly